AGUUUUUUUUUUCUAAUUUUUUUAGAUGAAUAUAAAUAUUAAGCAAUGAAUAAUGAAAGUUGGUUUAAGAAUUCAGAUAAUCAAUUUUCUUCAUUUUCAUGGGGUGGCGAGGAAACAAUGCACAAUAUUGAUCCAUUAAAUGAAUCCAAUAAUCUUGUUUGGCAAAUAAGAGAUUUUAAUGGUCCAAGUGUAAUUCAAACAAGUCAUGGCAAAAGAAAAGGUUCAAAUGAGAGUUUCCAUCCUGUCACUAAACAACUCAUCACUGAGGCACGUAUUGCAAAUUCUAUGCAGAGAAUGAGUCUGGGACAAGAUUCAACUGAUAAACCUAUUCCUUCUCCUAAAUCAAACAGUCUUUCUAAAGGACAUGAUGAAGGAUUCGAAGAACUUGAUGCAUUUGAAACAGACAGCGAAAAUGAAGAUAUUGUAUUGGACACAUCAGCUGAAAGCAAAUCUCCACAGUUUCCUCAGUUUUAUGUUCAUGAUGAUCUGAAAAAGGAAUUUGCUCGAAUUGAUAACAGCAUUUUACCAAAGAAGAUUGUUAAUUCCAUAAAUCAAUCUGCCCUUGCACUUGUCUUGUAUGAGCCAAUAAAAAACACAUUGUUAAAAUCAUUUGAGCAGAUUCAUGAAAAAAAAGAUGAUGUAAAAAAAAAUAAUGAAGAUAAGAGUAGAGCAAUUAAUUGUGAAUCUGUAGAAAACUUUGUUCCAAAAGUGGAAGGAAUGGAGUUAUAUUCUAUUGAAGAUGAAAUAAUGACUGAAUGAGUUUAAUGUCAUUAAUGCUGUGUUGAUGCUAUGAAUGAGUUAAUUGGUUAUCUGGACAUAUGCGGAUAUAUUCAAGCUGUAUCUGAAAAUAAAAAUCAUCAGUUUGAAACAUGUGCAAUGUGGUUACAUUAAAAGUUAGAUUUGAAUAUGCAAUGUUUGUCAUGUGGUUAUAUUGAACAAUAAAAUAGAUUGACUUUACCAGAUUUGUUGAUGUAAAAAUUAUCAAGAUUUUAUUUAUAAUUUUUUGUUA
Hydra vulgaris (swiftwater hydra) is the source of this 1009-nucleotide messenger RNA. RefSeq lists its product as uncharacterized. The record is from RefSeq and is a predicted model, not a curated record. NCBI's taxonomy places the organism in Eukaryota, Metazoa, Cnidaria, Hydrozoa, Anthoathecata, Hydridae.